Lycium ferocissimum is the source of this 372-nucleotide messenger RNA. RefSeq lists its product as uncharacterized. NCBI's taxonomy places the organism in Eukaryota, Viridiplantae, Streptophyta, Magnoliopsida, Solanales, Solanaceae. The transcript has a single exon. The record is from RefSeq and is a predicted model, not a curated record. Bases 1 to 372 code for a protein of 123 amino acids.
AUGGUCUUGGAAAGUCUAAGCGUAAGAGCUCAACUGUUAUUCUCAUCAUUUGCAUGUGAAAGUCUUUAUGCAGUUAUUGAUUUGCAACUUUCAGAGCUUAAAAGUCAUUUUAAUGAAGUGAACACUGAUCUACUUCUUGGCAUGGCUAGUUUGAGUCCCGAGAAUUCUUUUGCAAAUUAUGAUAAAAACAAGAUCAUGAAGCUUGCUACUUAUUAUCUAAAUGAGUUAAGUGCUUCCAAACUUGAAGAUCUUAGUUAUGAUCUUGACAAUUAUAUUUACUAUGUGAGAGAAGUGGACAAGGCUUUCUCAAAGUUGAAAGGACUUGGAGAUCUUUCGAUAGCAUUGGUUAAAACAAAUAUGCCCAAGACAUGA